Messenger RNA from Naumovozyma castellii, 864 nucleotides. RefSeq names its product Sbp1p (gene SBP1). Lineage: Eukaryota; Fungi; Ascomycota; Saccharomycetes; Saccharomycetales; Saccharomycetaceae. The record is from RefSeq and is a predicted model, not a curated record. The coding region runs from base 1 to 864 and encodes 287 amino acids. The transcript has a single exon.
AUGUCAACUACUGCUGCCGAAACAACCAUCCCUGCCACCAAUGUGGAGACUGGAUCUGAAAUCUCAGGCCCUGCUAUUGUUACUGGACCUAUUAGAACGUCCCAUAAUCCAGAUACUACUGUCUUUAUUGGUAAUGUUGCUCAUGAAACUACCAAGGAAGAACUGGAAAACGUCUUCGAAGCUGAAUACCCAGAUGUCAGAGUCGAGAUGCCUGUAAAGGAACAUACCGGUGCCCACGUCUCAGCUAGUAAGCAUGCAUUUGCCAUUUUCCCAACAACUAUCGAUUUCGAUGCCAUUAAGGAAAAGUAUGAUACCACUACCCUUCAUGAAAGAGAAAUCCAUAUUAAGAGAGUAAGAAACCUUGAACCAAGAAGGGGUGGAUUCAGAGGCGGAAGAGGCGGCUUCAGAGGUAGAGGUGCCUUCAGAGGUGGAAGAGGUGGUUUCAAUGGAGGUGCAUCUCGUCCAUUCCAAAAGAAGGAAAAGAUACCUUUGGAUCAAAUGGAGAGAUCAAAGGAUACUUUGUACGUGAAUAACUUGCCAUACAGUGCUACAAAAGAAGAAUUGGCUGAAUUAUUUGGUACCAAACCAGAAUUGGUCGUUCUCCCAAAAAGAAGAAUGAGAGAUGAAACUACAAAGAAAGUAGUCUUUUCAGAAACAUUGAAUAGAGGUAUUGCAUUUAUUACUUUUGAAAAUCUAAGUGGUGAUAUUGCCGAUAAACGUGAAGAAUUUCAAGGUAAGACUCUGGAGGAAAGAGAAUUGGUUGUGGACGUUGCUGUUGUUAAACCAAAGCGUGAGGAACAUGUUGAAGAAGCUCACCCUGAUGCUGAGGAAUCCCACGAGGAAGCACAAACUGAAAACGAAUAG